GGCGAUCCAAAAGCGGCGGCGGCGGCGGGGAGCUCGGUGGCAUGGCGAUGCGGCUGGCGGCGGCGGCGGCGUUCGUGCGGCGCCUCGUGCCGGCGCGCCCUCCGGUGCUCUCCGCCUCCGCGGCGGAGGCGGAGGCGGUGACCUGCGGGCGCGGGGACAAGAAGACCAAGCGCGGGAAGCGGUUCAAGGGCUCCUACGGGAACGCGCGGCCGAAGCGGGAGAAGAAGAUCGAGCGCAUCAAGGACCGGGUCGAGGUGCCGCGCUCCACCCCGUGGCCGCUCCCCUUCAAGCUCAUCUGAGCUCACCCGAGCCGAGCGAGCUCCCGUCGGUUCGUGAGGCUACCUAGGGUUUUUUCCUCCCUCCCUUUGCGAUUGCUGGUACCUCGUGCUUCACUUAGCUCCAACUCGUGCCCACGCUUGCGUGGGCUUGCGCCUUUUAGUUACUCGUAUUGGGCUGUGUCAGAUAUGGAUUGUCGAAUCGAGCUCUCAUAUUACAACAUUGUAGAAUGCAGUCCAUAUGGACAAAAAUAUUACAAUGUUUGUUUGUCCAA
This is a messenger RNA of Oryza brachyantha (malo sina), 550 nucleotides long. Its product is annotated as 30S ribosomal protein S31, mitochondrial. The coding region runs from base 42 to 299 and encodes 85 amino acids. NCBI's taxonomy places the organism in Eukaryota, Viridiplantae, Streptophyta, Magnoliopsida, Poales, Poaceae. Gene Ontology annotation, biological process: plastid translation. The record is from RefSeq and is a predicted model, not a curated record. Gene Ontology annotation, cellular component: plastid; ribosome. The transcript has a single exon.